UACGAUACGAAUGUGUGAUACGAUAUGCUGUUCACCGUCCGGACACACCGACAACAUCGUCUACCUUACAUUGUACGCUAAUUACUGUAAAUCAUUGCGUUUCAAAUAAAAUCAUCGUCGUCACAUUUUGCGCAGGAAAACUGACGAAAUCGAGUGAAAUUAUAACAUCGACACUAUGUCGAGUGACGGGACUUAGCCGAAGGUCUGUUAACCGCGACUGUUCGCACGUCUUACCGACGUCCCGUGUGCGAAAUCGUCUGCAGGUUUCGUUUACAACCGAUCGUUUCGCGUUUCAUGUCAUUUCAUUUUGUACAUCGGCGCAAAACGAUUUAUUAUGUCAUAAACGUACAACCGAAUGAUCGCGAGCCCGCAGUCCCGUUAUCGAUGCGUACAUGCAUAGCCAACGAUGAUGGGUUAUGUCCCGUCGCAACGCCGCCGCCACUGUGUGAUCACCAUGACAGCGAUCGACAACGCCGUCUGUUGAAUGCUCGGUUGAAACAUUUCGAUUGAUAUUUAAUUCGGUCGAUCGGUCGUGUGCGACCAGCGAGAUUCUCGUAUGUAAUGGAUAAUCAGAGAGUGUGCAAACUAAAGUUCAGAAAACGGAAGGCGGCUCCGAACGUAACGUUUUGUAUGAAAACAGAAAGAAAUGCGUCAAAUAAAAAAAUAUUAGAAAUCAUUCAAAAGCCAUUAUCUGAGCGAACAAUUGAUGACAAAGAAAUUCUUAAUACAUGUAAAGAUACAGUACAGAAGAUAUCUCAAAGGUUAGAUAGACAAAAAAAAUUAAAAGAACGAUGUCAAGAAUUUGAAGAUCCAAUUGAAAUACUAGAUAAAAAAUGUGAAGAACUUGCAAAGGCUAUUUCGUCUGCAUCCAAUUUAGUAGUGUAUACUGGUGCAGGAAUAAGUACAGCAGCUAAAAUACCUGAUUAUAGAGGCUCAAAUGGAAUAUGGACAUUAUUAGAUCAAGGAAAAGAUAUUGGAUGUCACGACUUAAGUCAAGCAGAACCUACAUUAACGCAUAUGGCAUUAUAUCGAUUAUAUCGUGAAGGAUUACUAGGGCAUGUCGUUUCUCAAAAUUGUGAUGGGUUGCAUUUAAGAAGUGGUCUACCAAGACCAGCAUUGUCAGAAGUUCAUGGUGAUAUGUUUAUUGAGGUAUGUAUCAAUUGUAAACCAAACAGGCAUUAUUUACGAAUGUUUGAUGUGACUGAACAUACAGCAAGAUUUAAUCACAAAACACUAAGGUUAUGUUAUGCUUGUCACAAACCGUUGAAAGACACAAUUGUUCAUUUUGGAGAACGUGGCAAACUACAGUGGCCUAUUAAUUGGUCAACGGCUUGUAAACACGCUGAGAAAACUGAUGUUAUUUUGUGCUUAGGAUCCAGCUUAAGGGUUUUGAAAAAGUAUCCAUGGCUUUGGUCAAUGGAUAGGCCAGCUAAGAAAAGACCAAAGUUAUACAUUGUAAAUCUUCAAUGGACCCCUAAGGAUGAUCAAGCUACUUUAAAAAUAAACGGUAAAUGUGAUGAAAUUAUGAAAAAAGUAAUGUCAAUCUUGAAUUUGGAUAUUCCCAAGUAUCAACGUUGUCUUGAUCCUAUAUUUCAUCAUGCCACAAUGUUAGUAGCAGCUGAAGAACAUACAACAGUACAUCCUGUUUUAGCUGUUCCAACUGAUGAUGUUCAAAAAAACGAUUCAAGUACAAUAACAAAAUGUGAAAAAAUAGAAUUAGAUAUUAGUAACAAUAAAAAUAAUACCAAAAUGUGUUCAGGAUCAAAAGACCUAAUUCAACCAGUUGAUCUCAGUUUAGUUAAAUUAGAAAAUAAUACAUCCAUAGUUGAUCAAAGCGAGUCAAUUAAUUCUCCGUCGUGUUCAAACAUGGAUAGUGUUCCAAAUUUAAAUAAUUUUUGGAGGCCUUUUAUUGAGGGUGUAGAUCCAAAUUCAUUGGAAGGUCGCAAUAUGCUAUCAUUGGUUGAACCAAUAGUACCAUACUUAAAUCCAUUUUUUAUCAAUAAUAUGGAAACUUUAGGAUUGUCUCCAACACCCGUUGAUCAGUUUUACAAAAACUUUGUAUAUCAAGCAUGUAUAGGAUUAGCCGCAGUUGAAAAAUUACAAAUAGAAAAAAAGAUGACAAACAAUUUUAAAAAAAAGAAAAAAGAUAUUAGUGAAGAUAAAGAUGAUAUUAAAAAAACAGAUGUUUCAAUAAGUCGUUAUUGUACAUUUUGUCAUCCAGUUUAUGGUUCAACUAAAUGUCUAUUUUAUCAUAAAUAUGAGUCAAAGUUCAAAGACGAUGUUACCAAUUGUUUGUGUUGUGAUGAUGAUACAGAUGAAGAAGAUGAAAAUGAACUGAAAACUGAGGACAUAGCUGAUAAGAAUGAUGAAGUUAUAGAAAAAGCCAAAGUUACUGCAGGCUGGUUUGGGAAAGGUUACAAGAAAAGAAUUAAAAAAAAAAAAUAGGUACAAUAAUCUAAUUUAAAAUUAGUUUUUCUCAUUAUUUAUUUACCUUCCAGUAUUUAAGUUAAGUUGUACUACAAUUUUAAGGUUGUAUAGUUCUAAGAAUAUCUAUAAUCUUAAGAGUAUUCAUCUGGUAACAUUUAUUAUUUAUGUUUACUCAAACUUUGAUACUUAUAUUAUAAUAUUUUUUAUAUUAAAAUCAUGUUUAGAAUUGGC
Molecule: messenger RNA, 2658 nt
Organism: Rhopalosiphum padi (bird cherry-oat aphid)
Lineage: Eukaryota; Metazoa; Arthropoda; Insecta; Hemiptera; Aphididae
Gene: Sirt7
Product: NAD-dependent protein deacetylase sirtuin-7
Exons: 7
Coding region: 562-2445 (627 amino acids)
Molecular function (GO): NAD+ binding
Source: RefSeq, a predicted model, not a curated record